Molecule: messenger RNA, 2613 nt
Organism: Spirodela intermedia
Lineage: Eukaryota; Viridiplantae; Streptophyta; Magnoliopsida; Alismatales; Araceae
Source: the annotation of a GenBank genome assembly
AUGAUGCAACAAACUAUGAACCAAAUGAUGCUGCACCAGAAACAAAUUAUAGAGGCUCUUGGGAAUAAGAGAGAAGAGGGACAGCUACCUAGUCAGCCCAUAGAAAAUCCAGGGAACCACCCAACAAUAGGAUUUCAGCAAGGGGAGUCUAGUAGCAUGAAUCUAGGAAAAAACCCACGAAAUGAAAAUGUUAGGACAGUGAAUGCAUUAAGGAGUGGUAAGAUCUUAGCUGAUCCUUAUCCCCAAACAUUAGAAGAAAAAGAAAACGUGGACAACCCAAAACAAAAUCAAAUAGGAGUAGAAGAGGAUUUUAUAGAUUCUACCAAGGAAAUUUCGAAAGAGAGGACAACCAUUCCAUUUCCUAAAGCUCUAGAACCUAGACAAAGAAAGAAAAAGGAACACAAUGAAGAAAUAAAGAAAAUUUUACAAGAUGUGCAAAUUAGUCUUCCUUUACUUACUGCCAUUGAACAUAUUCCUGAAUAUGCUAGAGUUUUGAAAGAAAUGUGUACACCAAAAAGGGCACCUAGAGUAGAAAAAUUAUCUAUGCAUGCUAGUGCAUUAUUAUUAAAUCAAUUACCAUAUAAAUUGAGAGAUACAGGUGCCCCUUUGAUUUCGUGUGAUAUUGGUGGAUUCAUUUUUCAGAAUGCAUUACUUGACACCGGUGCUAGCAUUAAUUUAUUACCUGCAAGUAUUUGUGAUAAAUUUAAUAUUUCUGAUCUUAAACCUUCUACUGUUACCUUAAAAUUUGCUGAUAGAUCCAUAAAACAUCCUAAAGGUAUUUUAGAAAAUGUGAUAGUGACAGUUAAAGGGUGUAAAUUUCCAGCUGAUUUCGUAGUACUGGAAAUGGAUUUUAAUGGACAGUUUUAUGAUACACCAAUCAUCUUAGGGAGACCAUUUUUGCACACAGCAAAGAUGAAUAUUGAUUUUCCCACAGGUAUUGCGAAAAUUUCAUGUGAAGAUCAAUCAGUAGAAAUUAAAAUUUUUGAGAUAUCAAAUGAUAUUAAGAAAUCCCAAGUAUAUGAUUGUCAUACCAUAGAUCUUCUAGAUGAUUUUGAUGAUCCAGAUGUUAUUGAUGACUGUGUGCUGAAAGAAUUAGAGGAAAUAGAGAAUAUAAAUUUAGAAGAAAAGAAAGAGGAAGAUCAUCUGAAUUUAGAGUUGAAACCUCUUCCCUCUAGUUUAAAAUAUAUGUUUUUGGAGGAAAAUAAUUCAUUUCCUGUUAUUAUUGCAGCUGAUUUGAGUGAUGAACAGGAAGAAGAAUUAUUAGAUGUACUUCGAAAAAAUAAGAAAGCUAUGGGCUGGAAAAUGGACGAUCUAAGGGGCAUUGAUAUGAGUGUAUGCAUGCAUAGUAUAUAUUUAGAGGAGGGGGCUAGAACUAGUAGGGAACCACAACGAAGAUUAAAUCCUAACAUGAUGGAAAUUGUAAAAAAGGAAAUUUUAAAGUGGCUGGCUGCUGAUAUUAUUUAUUCUAUUUCAGAUAGCAAAUGGGUUAGUCCUACACAAGUAGUGCCAAAAAAAUCAGGGAUUACGGUUAUAAAAAACGAAAAUGGGGAUGAAAUACAAACAAGACUAACUACCGGUUGGAGAGUUUGCAUUGAUUAUAGAAAAUUAAAUUCAGUUACUAGAAAAGAUCAUUUUCCCCUACCAUUUACUGAUCAAAUUCUAGAAAAAUUAGCUGGAAAAAACUUUUUUUGUUUUCUGGAUGGAUACUCUGGUUAUAAUCAAAUUUAUAUAAACCCUUUAGAUCAAGAAAAAACAACUUUCACUUGUCCAUUUGGUACUUUUGCUUUUAAACGCAUGCCUUUUGGUCUGUGUAAUGCUCCAGCCACAUUUCAAAGAUGUAUGCUGUCUAUUUUUUCUGAUAUGAUUGGAAAAUGCAUGGAAAUUUUUAUGGACGAUUUUUCUGUUUUUGGCGAAUCAUUUGAUGAAUGCUUAAAUCAUUUACAGCAUGUACUUGAGAAAUGCAUAGAGAAAAAAUUAGUUUUGAGUUGGGAGAAAUCACAUUUUAUGGUUAAAGAGGGAGUUGUGUUGGGUCAUAUUGUGAGUAAAAGGGGUUUAGAGGUGGAUAGAGCAAAAAUUGAUAUUAUAUCUAAAAUGAAACCUCCAAAUUCAGUAAAACAGAUUAGAUCUUUCUUGGGUCAUGCAGGCUAUUACAGAAAAUUUAUUCAAGAUUUUUCGAAGAUUUCUAAACCUCUCACCAUGCUAUUAUCUAAAGAUAUGCCUUUUAAUUUUGAUGAGAAAUGUUUUGAGUCUUUUUCCGUAAUAAAAAGAUUACUUACUGAGGCACCCAUUUUACAAGCUCCUGAUUGGUCCCUUCCCUUUGAAAUAAUGUGUGAUGCAUCGAAUUAUGCAGUGGGGGCCGUUCUAGGACAAACAAAAGAGUCAAAACCCAUAGUAAUUUCAUAUGCUAGUAAAACUAUAUCCGAUGCUCAAUUAAAUUAUACCACGACUGAAAAAUAGUUGUUAGCUGUAGUAUUUUCGUUAGAAAGGUUUAGAUCAUAUAUUUUGGGAGCUAAAAUUAUUAUUUAUACUGAUCAUGCAGCAUUAAAAUAUCUGUUAAAUAAGAAAGAUGCAAAGCCACGUUUAUUAAGAUGGAUUUUAUUGUUGCAGGAAUGA